AAUGUUAAAAUGGACGGGAAGUAAAUCGCUGAUGAACUGUUUCUUUUCCACAGAUUGUCUAAACCCACAGGGAAAAUGGUGGAAAAUUCACCGUCGCCGUUGCCAGAAAGAGCGAUUUAUGGCUUUGUUCUUUUCUUAAGUUCCCAAUUUGGCUUCAUAUUGUAUCUUGUAUGGGCGUUUAUUCCUGAGUCGUGGCUAAACUCCUUAGGCUUAACCUACUGGCCUCAAAAGUAUUGGGCAGUUGCAUUGCCUGUCUACCUCCUUAUCACUAUAGUGAUUGGUUACAUACUCUUAUUUGGAAUCAACAUGAUGAGCACCUCUCCACUUGACUCCAUUCACACGAUCACAGAUAACUAUGCUAAAAACCAACAGCAGAAGAAAUACCAAGAAGAAGCCAUCCCAGCGCUAAGAGACAUUCCUAUUAGUGACGUAAACCAAAUGUUCUUUCUUACAGCCAAAGAACUUUACAGCGAAAAAUGAAUUGUAUGGAGACAUGCCAACACCAAGCAUUUAUUUAUAAAUUUUU
This is a messenger RNA of Elephantulus edwardii (Cape elephant shrew), 526 nucleotides long. Its product is annotated as phosphatidylinositol N-acetylglucosaminyltransferase subunit P-like. Gene Ontology annotation, biological process: GPI anchor biosynthetic process. Gene Ontology annotation, molecular function: phosphatidylinositol N-acetylglucosaminyltransferase activity. The record is from RefSeq and is a predicted model, not a curated record. The coding region runs from base 76 to 480 and encodes 134 amino acids. The transcript has 4 exons. NCBI's taxonomy places the organism in Eukaryota, Metazoa, Chordata, Mammalia, Macroscelidea, Macroscelididae.